AUGAGCCACGUUUUGCUGCUCGACCUCACGCUCAUUUUAUCUGCUGCUGCCAUCCUCAGUAACASCAGCAGCAGUCAGACUCACAGGCUGCUCGUUGCCUUCCAGGCUCCCUGGAACAUGUCCUUCCCCUUCAGCGCCCGGCGCCUGGGCUCGGCCAUCCAGAUAGCCGUGGAGAAGGUGAACAACAACCCCUCCUUCCUGGGGAACUACAGUCUGGAUUUUGUCUACAAGGACACAGGCUGUAAUCCCAAAGAGUCCUUGGGAGAAUUCAUCCAGCAGGUGUGGAGGGAAAACGUGACAGCUCUCUUUGGUCCAGCGUGUCCUGAGGAAGCAGAGGUCACUGGUCUGAUCGCCUCAACAUGGCACAUCCCAAUGUUCGGCUUUGUGGGCCAGUCCUCCAAACUGGACAACGGCGACAUGUACGAUUCCUACAUCAAAAUCAUGCCCCCUCUUAAAAGAAGCUCGGAGGUUCUGGUGAAGACCCUGCAGUUCUUCGGGUGGAGCCACGUGGCGAUGAUCGGAGGGGGGUUGGAGACAAACACUUGGGACAAAGUUGACGCUCUGUGGAAAACGGUGGAGAACCCACUGAGGACCAAGUUCAAACUGACCGCAGAGGUGAAGUUUGACACCAGCAACCCUGAUCUCAUUUCUCAAAACGUCAAGUACAUCUCAACUGUCGCCAGAGUUAUUGUGGUGCUGACGAACAGGGAGGACUCCGUGUCCCUGCUGCUGGAGGCWGAGCGCCAAGGCCUGAUGAACGGCGACUACGUGUUCUUCCUGGUACAGCAUUUUGAGGAUAACUUGUGGAAAAAUGUUAUAAACAGCAGGAUAAACCAAGCUGCUACAAGAGCAUUCGACAUGACGUUUAUCAUCGGCCAGAGGUCCUACGAAGGUUACGAGUACUAUGACUUCUACAAGCAAGUCUAUCAAAAGCUGAAAGGACAUCCUUUCUGGAGCAACCUAACAUCUGAGAGUGAGGUUAGUCCCUACGCAGCCUAUCUGCAUGACGCGGUUCUUCUAUAUGCCAUGGGACUGAAGGAAGUUCUGAAAGAUGGAAACGACCCGUACGAUGGCCGGCAGCUUCUGCAAAAACUGAGAACUACAGGCAAUAUUCGAUUUCAUGGUGCCUCUGGACUCGUUCACUUUGACGAAGAGGGCGAGAGGAAUGUGGACUACUCGAUUUAUGAUCUGCAGUAUGUGGGCAACAACAUCCUGUUUGUGCCGAUCCUACACUUCGAAAGUCAAACCAAAAGUGUCAGACCAACGUCUAUGUUAACUUCUGUGGUUUGGCCAAAAGGAAAGCCCCCCACUGAUAUACCAGAAUGUGGUUUUAAUGAUGAACUCUGCGAAUGGCUGACUAAUGAUAUCGCCCUGCUGGCCGUGAUAGUUACCUUCCCCGUCGUUGGUAUAGUGGCCAUUUUGUGGAUUGGCGUCCUAAUGCUGCAGAAGUUUCGGCUCCAAACGAGGCUAGACGACUCCAGCUGGUGGAUGAUCAACUUUAGCGACAUUACCAUCAUCCGGGAGCCCUUGGGAAUCCAAGGUUCAUCGGUGGGCUCUGCAGGAAGUCACAGUGGGAGCAGCAGCUGUCAGAGCUAUCUUUCCAGCACUAGCUAUGACCUGAGGGACAAGACAGGCAAAGAAAACAUCUUUACCACUAUAGGUCUCUAUCAGGGAAAUCAAGUGGCCAUCAAGUACAUCAAGAAACCUGCCAGCUGUAAUUACCAGAAACCUUCUAUCAUCGCAGAAUUCAAUGUGAUGAAAGAGAUGAAACAUGAGAACUUGGUGCAGUUCUUUGGCGUUUGCAUCGAGCCGCCGAAUGUCUGUCUGGUCAUCCAGUACUGCAAGAAAGGCAGCCUGAAGGAUGUUCUGAAGGGGUCAGACGUUGAUCUAGAGUGGAUGUUCAAGCUGUCGUUUGCAUAUGACAUUGUCAAUGGACUGGAUUUUAUUCACAACAGCAGCCUUAAGUUUCACGGAAACCUGAAGCCUAGCACAUGUCUGGUGGACAGCCGGCUUCAGAUCAAGCUCUCUGGUUUUGGAUUGUGGGAAUUCAAAUAUGGAGAAAAACCCAAACUGGACUUGGUGGAAAACCCUAUCUAUGAAGAUCUGUACUGGACGGCCCCGGAGCUUCUUAGACAGGUCGAUCCUCCGUGUAACGGAACACCCAAAGGGGACGUCUACAGCUUCGCCAUCAUCUUGUGGGAGCUCAUGUAUAACUCUAAAGCUGGCCCAUAUCAAGACAUCAACCUGCACCCCAAAGAGAUCAUAAUGCAGUUGAGGACGCCUUUCCAAGGGGAACCUCUGCGGCCGGUGCUGUCGGAUCAGCUUUGUGACGAGCAGGUGAACGCCCUGCUGAAGAACUGUUGGAGCGAGAACCCCGACCAUCGUCCGCCUUUUGCAUCAGUACGGAGGCGGCUGAGAGGCAUCAGUCCAGAGAGUCACGCUAAUAUCCUGGAUAACAUGGUGGAUAAGUUGGAGAAGUACGCCAAUCACCUGGAGGAGGUUGUGGAGGAACGGACCAAUCAGCUCACAGCAGAGAAAGCCCGGGCAGAUAAGCUUCUGUCCAGCAUGUUACCAAGGUAUAUUGCAGACGAGCUGAUGGCAGGAAAGUCGGUGGAGCCACAGAGUUAUGACAUGGUGACGAUCUUCUUUUCUGACAUUGUGGGUUUCACCUCCAUGUGCUCUGUUAGCUCUGCGAUGGAGGUGGUUACGUUCCUCAAUGACCUCUACAGCCUGUUUGAUGAUGUCAUAAAGAUGUACGAUGUCUACAAAGUGGAAACAAUUGGUGAUGCAUACAUGGUAGCUAGUGGCCUGCCUAUCAGCAAYGGCAACAAGCAUGUGUUGGAGAUAUCAAUGAUGGCUCUACAUUUCCUGAGUGCCAUUAAAGUCUUCAAAAUCCCCCACAUGCCAAACGAGACCCUUGCAAUUCGCAUUGGCAUACACUCAGGUCCAGUAGUUGCUGGAGUUGUGGGAACCACYAUGCCUCGUUACUGCCUUUUUGGGGACACAGUGAACACAGCGUCGCGCAUGGAAAGUAACAGCUUACCCCUGAAGAUUCACAUUUCUCAGUCCACAGCUGACAUUCUUGUCCAGGCUGGAUCAUUUGAGUUGGAGGAAAGAGGGGAAGUUGAGCUGAAGGGUAAAGGGUUACAGAAGACGUACUGGCUGCUGAGCAAAAAGGGUUUUAAUCCGACUCUUGUUGCACACAACUCGCCAAAAUCUGACUGUCUUAAAAUACAAACAGAGAAACUUGGAUUGUCCAGAGUGGCAGAUGCAAGGCCCCAAAUCUUCCAGCAUAAAUCGAUGAUGACUAAAGUGAAUGUUUAAAAGCAGGAAAACAGGCGGCGUUGAGGAGAACUAAGGAUACGAGGAGGAAAACCUCAAGGGGAACUGAGAGGCGAAGGAGCAGAGCUUGAAGCUUUGACACAUUGUUUGAUUACUGUUUAACGACACUAAAGUUUAUUUUAUUAUUUAAAUUUUGAUACAACCUUUACAGUAAACCCUUUGAUUCAAUGAUUGCUUAUGUGAAAGUGCAGCUUAAAAAAUGUACUUUUGUUUGUUUUGAGGUUUUGUUGUGCUAUAAUGAGUUUUUCAAGACAUAGCGUAACAAAAAAAUCCCAUGUAUUUUUACUGCUGUAAUAUAGGUUCUUAUGAAAUAAUAAGACUGAGGUUUUUGUUGCUGAGUGAUGUAAUUAUGCCACAAAUGUAUACAAGCUGGCAGAAUCAGAGAAAAAAAAUUAGAUUUUUCAAAAAAAGUAGUUUCACCUUGUCAUGAGUAUAAAUAUUACCCAUUCCACYUUUUGAUAAUCCAUUACUGAUCAUCAUCAAAAGCCCAAAAGCACUUAAUACUUUAAACUCACUGUGAACUAAAAUAAAAGCACAAACUUCAACGAGGAACUCAGACAAAACUUCAGAAAAAUCAAAAAAAAUUGUCACACUUUAUGGAUCAGUAACUGAAUUCUUUUAUUCAGUUUGUUUCAUUUGUUGGCAGUUUAAUUCCUAUUUUAUGCAAUUCAUUAAAAAACUUGAUCUUAAUUUUGUCUAAUUUAACCUGUUUUAACCUCCACAUGCAGCACAUCGAACAGUUUUCUGCUCUCUGUCAGA
Molecule: messenger RNA, 4101 nt
Organism: Austrofundulus limnaeus
Lineage: Eukaryota; Metazoa; Chordata; Actinopteri; Cyprinodontiformes; Rivulidae
Gene: gucy2g
Product: guanylate cyclase 2g
Exons: 22
Coding region: 1-3324 (1107 amino acids)
Biological process (GO): protein phosphorylation; cGMP biosynthetic process; receptor guanylyl cyclase signaling pathway
Cellular component (GO): plasma membrane
Molecular function (GO): peptide receptor activity; adenylate cyclase activity; protein kinase activity
Source: RefSeq, a predicted model, not a curated record